AUGAACUUGUACCGAAAAUAUCGACCUUCCGUGUCCUGUUUGGCAUUGAUACUAGUUUUCCUCCUGGCGAUCGUCCCGAUGUCCCGCGGGGAGAUGCGUAAAUCUUGGCAGGCGAAGAGUGCCAACGUACAGAUACAGCUUCUGAAGGCUGCCCGGCUCGACGAGCCACCAAGUGAACCGAAACCGCCAGAAACGGUGCCGAUCGUCGACGAGGAGGAACGUACCAUACCUCAACCGUCGGUCACCGAAGAGUUGUCAACAACGGAAGCUCAGACGCCUAAAACGGCGGCCGAGGUGCCCGGUAUUAAGUCGGCUCAGUUUAGUAGUCGAGUGCGGACCAAGUAUGGUGGGGUGGUGAAACCGGUGAAACCGAUCGAAGCGGACGCAGCACCAACUCCGGAAGUACGCGAUCGGGCUGAACCGCUUUGGAGUUUGGAACCAAACCCGAACGAGAUCCAGAUCGACGACGCCACGGUUCAGGAUGACGACGACGAAGAGGAGGACGAUGAGGAUGACGAUCUGCUCGGAUGGAGUGCGCAAGCCGGGAAGCAUGGCAAAGAGUUUGACCUAAUCGAGAAUAUCCUGGAGGAGGUGGAAGGAAGGGUGAAGCAGGAAAAGCGGCCGAAGGGGCAAUCGCAGAGUGCCCUACCGAGUGAGACUAAGGAACAAACUGUUGAGAAAAUCAAGGAGUACACGUUCCCUCCCGUCCUCAAUAUGACGAUAGACGAGCCGAACAACAUUGUGCGGGUCAAGCUGAACCAGGAUGCCGUCCGUGACAUGCUGAGCACUGGUCGCGAUGGUGGUGGCGGUAUCGGCGGCAAGAAAAUGCUACGCUACAUCCUGCCCCUGUUCAUACUGCCCUUCCUGAUCCAGUCCGCCGUCAUACCGUUCAUGCUGACGGCCGUGAAGCUGUUCCUGCUUAAGUCACUGAUGGCGGGCAAGGUGGCGAUCUUCCUGCUGUUGCUGGGUGCCUUUAAGAACUUUACCAAAAAGGAGUCCCGGGACGUGUACGUGAAGGACGUCCCGGACCGGCGGUACGAACCGUCCAGCGAAGGCUUCGCCUAUCUGGCCGAGGGCCGUCCGAGCAAUUGGGUCAACUAG
Molecule: messenger RNA, 1101 nt
Organism: Anopheles coustani
Lineage: Eukaryota; Metazoa; Arthropoda; Insecta; Diptera; Culicidae
Gene: Osi22
Exons: 2
Coding region: 1-1101 (366 amino acids)
Source: RefSeq, a predicted model, not a curated record